This is a messenger RNA of Phyllostomus hastatus (greater spear-nosed bat), 5592 nucleotides long. RefSeq names its product kinesin family member 27 (gene KIF27). The coding region runs from base 200 to 4408 and encodes 1402 amino acids. NCBI's taxonomy places the organism in Eukaryota, Metazoa, Chordata, Mammalia, Chiroptera, Phyllostomidae. Gene Ontology annotation, molecular function: microtubule binding; ATP binding; microtubule motor activity. The record is from RefSeq and is a predicted model, not a curated record. Gene Ontology annotation, biological process: mitotic spindle organization; microtubule-based movement. The transcript is spliced from 18 exons.
GGAGAACCCGUGACAACAAAAGGCGCAGGCGGCGGCGGCGGCGGCGCGUUGGAGGGAAACCCAAGAGUUCUGCGCUGUGCUCGCCGCCGGAGACCGAGGCUUUCUCCUGCCGGAGUCCAGAUCUUAUGUAAAAUGGAUGUUUCUCACACUAGACAUUGAAUGUGAAGUAGAGAAUCUAUUUAGUAAAAUCUAAGCUGCCAUGGAAGAAAUACCAGUAAAAGUUGCUGUAAGAAUUAGACCUCUGCUCUGCAAAGAAGUUCUUCAUAAUCAUCAAGUUUGUGUGAGAGUUAUUCCAAACACCCAGCAAAUUAUCAUUGGGAGAGAUAGAGUCUUUACUUUUGAUUUUGUUUUUGGCAAAAAUUCCACUCAAGAUGAAGUUUAUAAUAUGUGCAUAAAGCCACUUGUGUUGUCACUCAUCGAAGGCUAUAAUGCAACUGUUUUUGCCUAUGGACAAACUGGAUCUGGGAAGACAUACACCAUCGGAGGAGGCCAUGUUGCUUCAGUUGUAGAGGAUAAAAAGGGCAUCAUUCCUCGUGCUAUCCAAGAAAUAUUUCAAAACAUCUCUGAAAAUCCGAGCACUGACUUUAAAAUAAAAGUAUCUUAUAUAGAAGUAUACAAGGAAGACCUAAGAGAUCUUCUAGAAUUGGAGACAUCUAUGAAGGAUCUUCACAUCCGAGAAGAUGAAAAAGGAAACACAGUGAUUGUUGGGACCAAGGAAUGCCAGGUGGAGAGUGCAGAUGAAGUGAUGAGCCUGUUGGAAAUGGGGAAUGCAGCCCGGCACACAGGCACCACCCAAAUGAACGAACACUCCAGUAGAUCACAUGCAAUUUUUACAAUCAGCAUUUGUCAAGUUGUAAAAAGUACAGAGGUAGCUGAAGACGGAUCCUGGUGUUCCCGUCGACAUAUUGUCUCCAAGUUUCACUUUGUGGAUUUGGCUGGAUCAGAAAGAGUAACGAAAACAGGGAAUACCGGCGAGCGGUUCAAAGAAUCCAUUCAGAUCAACAGUGGGUUGCUGGCUUUAGGAAAUGUAAUAAGUGCUCUCGGGGACCCACGCAGGAAGAGUUCACAUAUCCCAUACAGGGAUGCUAAAAUCACCCGACUUCUGAAAGAUUCCCUGGGCGGCAGUGCCAAGACAGUCAUGAUCACUUGUGUCAGCCCGUCUUCCUUGGAUUUUGACGAAUCCUUAAACUCUCUCAAAUACGCCAACAGAGCGCGUAACAUCAGAAACAAACCCACCUUAAACUUCAGCCCUGAGUCAGACCGGAUGGAUGAAAUGGAAUUUGAGAUUAAGUUGCUUCGAGAAGCUUUGCAAAGCCAACAGGCUAGUAGUAUCAGCCAAACCAGCCAGAUCCAUCGAGAGGGAACUCCUGAAAAAAACAAGAUCCUUUCUCUUGAGGAGCAAGUAGCUCAGCUCCAAGGAGAAUGCCUGGGUUACCAAAAGUGUAUAGAGGAAGCCUUCACCUUCCUGGUGGAGUUAAAAGAUGCUGUUAGACUAAACCAAAAGCAGCAACAAAAACUGCAGGAGUGGUUUAACAUGACCCAGGAGGUCAGGAAGGCCCUUCUUACCUCAUUCAGAGGGAGCCAAGGCAUUGAAAGCCUGGAAGAAGGACCACAGCAUGUUACAGUUAUCCAGCUGAAGCGAGAGCUGAAGAAAUGCCAGUGUGCUCUGGCUGCUGAUGAAGUAGUGUUCAAUGAGAAGGAACUGGAGGUGAAGGAACUAAAGAAUCAAGUGCAGAUGAUGGUGCAGGAAAACAAAGGACAUGUUCUGUCUUUGAAAGAAGCACAAAAAGUGAAUAGAUUGCAGAAUGAAAAAAUAAUAGAACAACAACUUCUUGUGGAUCAACUGAGUGAAGAACUAACAAAACUUAACCUCUCAAUGACUUCUUCAGCUAAGGAUACUUGUGGAGAUGGGCCAGAUAACAGGAUACCUGAAAAGAGACCAUAUACUGUACCGUUUGAUACUCAUUUGGGGCAUUACAUUUAUAUCCCAGCAAGAUCAGAUACCAGGAAGGUCUACACAAGCCCUUCUGUGUGCUCUCUGGAUCGAGUAGUUGCUGGAUUUCGAACACGAAGUCAGAUGCUCCUGGGCCACAUAGAAGAGCAAGAUGAAGUCCUCCACUGCCAAUUUUCUGAUAACAGUGAUGAUGAAGAGUCAGAAGGCCAAGAGAAAUCUGAAAUUAGACGUAGAAGUCGCUCAUGGAUUCAAAAGCCAGGCUCUGUUUGUUCUCUUGUUGAAUUGAAUGAUAUGCAUGAUCAAACACAAAAGUCAAGUUUGGGGAAUGAAGAUUCAAAGAUUGAAUGUCUUCGAGAGAGUCAAGAAUUGAAUUUGCAAAAAUUAAGGACUUCAGAACUCAUACUUACUGAAGCCAAACAAAAAAUGAGAGAACUUACAAUUAACAUCAAUAUGAAGGAAGAUCUGAUUAAAGAAUUAAUGAAAACAGGUAAUGAUGCCAAGUCUGUAAGCAAACAAUAUUCUCUGAAAGUAACAAAACUUGCGCAUGAAGCAGAACAGGCGAAAGUGGAAUUAAUUGAGACAGAAAAGAAGCUACAGGAACUGGAAAACAAAGAUCUUUCUGAUGUUGCUUUGAAAGUAAAAUUACAGAGGGAGUUCCGUAAAAAGAUGGAUGCUGCAAAGCUGAAAGUCCAGGUCUUACAGAAGAAGCAACAAAAUAGUAAGAAGUUGGCAUCACUUUCGAUCCAAAAUGAGAAAUGUGCCAGUGAACUUGAGCAGAGUGUAGAUCACAUGAAAUAUCAAAAGGUACAGCUGCAAAAAAGACUUCAAGAAGAAAAUGAAAACAGGAAGCAACUGGAUACAGAGAUUAAGCGGGAUCAACAAAAAAUCAAAGAGCUAAAGUUAAAAACAGAACUCGAGGAAGGUCUAAAACUGAAAGCCGAGGACCUUGAUGCAUUUAAGAUGAAAAGGAAUAAAGGUUCAUUUGGAAGUAUAGACCAAUUACAGAAAUUGGUUGAACAAAAGAAGUGGUUAGAUGAAGAAGUAGAGAAAGUGCUGAACCAACGCCAAGAAUUAGAGGAGCUGGAAGAAGAGCUAAAGAAACGAGAGGCUAUAGUUUCUAAGAAAGAGGCCUUGUUGCAGGAGAAGAGUGACCUGGAAAAUAAGAAGUUGAGAUCCAGUCAGGCCUUAAACACAGAUAGUUUGAAAAUAUCAACUCGCCUGAACUUGUUGGACCAAGAGUUGUCUGAAAAGAGUGUACAGCUCCAGAGCAGCACAGCUGAGGAGAAAAGAAAGAUUUCGGAACAAGUUCAAGCACUCCAGAAAGAAAAAGAUCAGCUACAGAGACGAAGAAACAGUGUGGAUGAGAAACUUAAAAACGGUAGCAUGCUGUCACCUGAAGAAGAACAUGUUCUUUUCCAACUUGAAGAAGAGAUUGAAGCUUUAGAAGCUGCGAUUGAAUACAAGAAUGAAAGUAUCCGAAGUCGCCAGAACUCGCUUAGAGCUUCGUUUCAAAACCUCUCCCAUAGCGAAGCAAAUGUCUUGGAAAAGCUAAUUGGCCUGAAUCCUAUUGAGAUUAGGGCUAUCCUUUUCAGAUAUUUCAAUAAGGUGGUUAAUUUGCGAGAAGCUGAACGGAAACUACAGUUACAGAAUAAAGAAAUUAAAAUGCAGAUUCUGGAAAGGGAUAAUAUGGUUCGUGAGUUGGAAUCUGCACUGGAACAUCUGAAAUUGCAGUGUGACCGGAGACUGACCCUCCAGCAAAAGGAACAUGAGCAAAAAAUGCAGUUGCUGUUACAUCAUUUCCAAGAGCAAGAUGGGGAAGGCAUUAUGGAAACUUUAAAAACAUAUGAAGAUAAAAUCCAACAGCUGGAAAAAGACCUUUAUUUCUAUAAGAAAACCAGCAGAGAUCUUAAGAAGAAACUUAAGGAAUUGUUAGGAGAAGCGAUUCGGAGGCGACUAGUACCAUCAGAAUAUCAUGAUGCUGGUGAUGGAGUCCUGAACACAGAAGAAGCAGGCAUGGUUUCAGAAGAAUUAAAAUGGGCAUCUAGAACUGAAAGUAUGAAAUUAAGUGGAAGGGAAAGAGAAUUAGACAGUUCGGCAAGCAGCUCGAGAACACAACCCAAUCCUCAGAAGCUCUGGGAAGAUGGCUCAGAAUUACCUCCGAAUUGUAGCUCUUUAGCACCCACUAGUGGGCAUUUGUUAAGCAAUGAGGAUAAAACAGAAAUAGAGGAAAAUCAGUUUCUAAAACUUCACAGUCAACCAUCAUCCCAAAUUCAGUCAAUGGGAAAUGUGAGACAGCUUCAUGGUGUCAUGCCUGUAAAGCUGUGUCGCAAAGAGUUACGUCAAAUUUCUGCCCUGGAACUGUCAUUACGACGGUCCAGUCUUGGGGUCGGGGCUGGAUCUAUGACUGCUGAUUCCAUUGAAGUGGCUAGGAAACCUAGUGACUUAAAAACUUAGUAGUUGCUAAUAGAAAUUUUAAUUUAGUAUAUGUGUAAAAUUCCUUUUUCUAACCUGUUAAAGCUUAAGCUCGCUAGCUCUCCCCUCAAGAAAAAGGAAGAAGAAAAGGAAGGAAUCCCUACUCUUUUUGUGUAAUUUAUAUGUGUAAUCUUCUAUAGUAUAUUUGGGGAGUUUUAAUUUGCUUUUUCAUAAUAACCAAACACACAUUUUCCAAUACUAUAAAGUAAUUGCACAUUUAAAUAUUUCCACCUAUAAAUUUGUCUAAAAUUCUUUUCCAGGCAUAUUUGAACAAGACUAAGAGUAGAAUAAUAAACAAAUACCCAUCAAAUGUAUAUUAUAAUAUAAAUGUAUGUUAUAAUACAAUAAUUAUAUCUUAUAAGUUAUUGUUAUCUUCAAAUACAAGUAUAUUUUUGUUAUUUUAAAAAGAUCCAGUUAAGUAUGGCUGAUGUCAGAGGGAGAGCCACCUGCAUGAGUAUUGGCAUAACUGAAAAUCUUGGGCAAAAUGCAGUCUGUGGGCUAACGCAACUAGAGGUUUGUGGAUUAGGAUUAAUUUGUGGUCCUCAGAGCCCACAGAGGUUGAAUGACCGGUCUUGAUUUUUUAAACAUGGUCUCUAUUCUUUUUCUGGAAUUGUUUUUAGAAUGUUAUAUUAUUGUUUGCUAAUGUUAUGGAAUACAAGUUUUCAUUUCUCUCCUGCCCUGUCUAUUCAACAUCUCUCUCUUUAUGCUACAAAAAAUGAGAGAAAUGGGUGCAGUUCUGUGGAACAAGGAAACAAUAAUAGAACAACACUAAAGUGUUCUAACAUUUCAAGGAAAAGAUAACCUGAUCACUUGGACUAUACCUGUAACGCUUGAAGUCUAGCCAGAGGAUUUUUCUGUAUAAGCGCAAGGAGGCUUUGUAUACAGGCCAGGCUACAUCGGGGCUGUAUAUAUGUAAAUGAAAAAUUUUCUUCAAAACCUUUUUGGUCUAAGCCUUAUUAUAUAAUAUAAACUUUGUUUGGAAUUAAGAACUAAAUAUUGAUUUGUCCAACAUAAUCCAGUUUGUACUUUUGCACCUUAUUUCUCAAUCACAGAAAAUAUCCCCUUAUAAUGACCAGAGAGGUAUUUUGUUAAAAUUUUUUAACUUAUGUUAUUUUUGUUACUUUUUGAAACUUUCACUUAUAAAAUAAAGUUAUUUCUUAAAUUAA